This is a messenger RNA of Capsicum annuum, 1878 nucleotides long. Its product is annotated as probable protein phosphatase 2C 60. The coding region runs from base 480 to 1643 and encodes 387 amino acids. NCBI's taxonomy places the organism in Eukaryota, Viridiplantae, Streptophyta, Magnoliopsida, Solanales, Solanaceae. The record is from RefSeq and is a predicted model, not a curated record. Gene Ontology annotation, molecular function: protein serine/threonine phosphatase activity; cation binding. The transcript has 5 exons. Gene Ontology annotation, biological process: protein dephosphorylation.
CAACAUGUAACAACCAUCCAAACAAGGUGUAUUAAAGCGAGGGGUAUGGGGGUGGGGGGUGGAGCCCAAAAAUGGUCCUCUGCUUUGCUGGCUUCAAGCUCUCCAUUGUUGGUUUUUAAUGGGAUUUGUCUGCUCUGUGAGACCAUAGUUUUCAGUUUGGCCAUAUAUUGAACAAAUAACACUCCUUUUCUCUCUCUCCAUUUGAUCACUCUUUUUUUUUUUUCACUGUUGCUCUUUUUUCUUCUCUGUGUUUUCUUGAAUCUCUUCAUCUUCACCCUCAAACAAAAACAAACAAACAAAACUGUUCAUUACCCACUUUACUUCCCCUUUGAUUUGAUGGUUUCACAGAUCUAAACCUCUUUUCACUUUCAGAUCUUCAAAGUAUUUCAACAAAUGCAAAGUUGAGAUUUUUAAGAGGAAGUGAGUGUGAGUUCUGUCAGAUGUGGAGACAUUGGAUGGUGUUUUGGAUGAGAUGAGGUAUGAUAUCUGGAUUGAUGAACUUCUUGAGGGCCUGUUUUCAGCCAAGUGCUGAUGGACAUGUUUAUACAAGUUCGGAUGCCGGUGGUCGUCAAGAUGGGCUUUUAUGGUAUAAGGAUACAGGACAACAUGUAAAUGGGGAGUUUUCUAUGGCUGUAGUUCAGGCUAAUAAUCUACUGGAAGAUCAGAGCCAAAUUGAAUCAGGGUGCUUGAGCUUGCAGGAUUCUGGACCAUGUGGUACUUUUAUUGGAAUUUAUGAUGGCCAUGGGGGCCCUGAAACUUCAAGAUUCAUCAAUGAACACCUCUUUCAAAAUCUCAAGAGGUUCACAUCUGAGCACCAGUCUAUGUCUGUUGAGGUGAUUCGGAAAGCAUUUCAAGCAACAGAAGAAGGUUUUCUCUCUGUUGUGACUAGACAGUGGCCAACGAAACCACAGAUUGCUGCUGUUGGAUCAUGCUGUCUUGUCGGAGUUAUCUGCAGUGGAACCUUAUAUAUAGCCAACCUUGGUGACUCGAGGGCAGUCUUAGGGAGACUUGUCAGGUCAACUGGGGAGGUUCUUGCGAUUCAGCUCUCUGCAGAACACAACGUGAGCAUUGAAUCCGUAAGGCAGGAGAUGCAAUCUUUGCAUCCAGAUGAUUCACAAAUUGUAGUUUUAAAGCACAAUGUCUGGCGCGUCAAGGGGCUUAUACAGAUUUCAAGAUCCAUUGGUGAUGUGUACUUAAAGAAAUCUGAAUUCAACAGGGAACCAUUGUAUGCUAAGUUUCGCCUUCGAGAACCAUUUGGAAAGCCCAUAUUGAGUUCAGAUCCAGCAAUUUCAGUGCACCCUUUGCAACCUGACGAUCAGUUUAUCAUAUUUGCAUCGGAUGGUCUCUGGGAGCACCUACGUAACCAAGAUGCAGUUGACAUUGUACAAAAUCAUCCACGAAAUGGGAUAGCCAGAAGGUUAGUGAAAACUGCACUCCAAGAAGCAGCAAAGAAAAGGGAAAUGAGGUAUUCAGACUUGAAGAAAAUCGAUCGUGGAGUUCGUAGACAUUUCCACGAUGACAUCUCGGUGGCGGUUGUGUUCCUCGACUCUAAUCUCGUGAGCCGGGCUAGCUCCGUCAAGAGUCCUAAUGUUUCUGUAAAAGGAGGCGGCAUUAGUUUGCCUACAAAGACUACCCCAACAUAAGUUGGUGCAACUUUAUGAAGCUGUUGCAGAUGAUGUUGAUGUUGAUGUUGUUGUUGUUGUACUAUGUAUGUUGUGAAUACCAGGUAGCUUCUAAAAGUUCAAAAGUCAGGCCAACAAUUUUUUAAACUGUAAUCUAACUGAGACUAGUACUUGGAUUUAGUUCCUGUCCCUAAGAAAGGGACUGGAAAAAAAGUUGUCUUUACAAAUAUCAGUUUAAGUUAUUUUCUUGAAGUAA